AGCAGGUUUCUGACUCUGAAUAUUGGUCAGCCUCACGCUAGCAGGACUCACUGGUGUACUUUCCAGGGGUGGGAGAGCCCCAGACAGUAUUUCCUGGAUGCUAGUGAGCAGCUGAGAGCUGAAGCUCCCUGGACACUCAAGGCUCUUGUGGUGACAGGCCUCCUGUAAAGGCGUGCAGGGAGUCUAGCUCUCUCUUCUGGACUUUGAGAUUUCAGACACAGAAGUUUGUCCAUGGCUCCUUAUCACAUCCGCAAAUACCGGGAGAGCGACCGCAAGUGGGUCGUGGGCUUGCUCUCUCGGGGGAUGGCAGAGCACGUCCCAGCCACCUUCCGGCAAUUGCUGAAGCUGCCUCGAACCCUCAUACUCUUACUUGGGGGGCCCCUCGCCCUACUCCUAGUCUCUGGCUCUUGGCUCUUGGCCCUCAUGUUCAGCCUCAGCCUCUUCCCUGCCCUGUGGUUCCUUGCCAGAAAACCCUGGAACAUGUUUGUAGACAUGACACUGCACACAGACAUGUCUGACAUCACCAAAUCCUACCUGAGUGAGCGAGGCUCCUGCUUCUGGGUGGCUGAGUCUGAAGAGAAGGUGGUGGGCAUGGUGGGAGCUCUGCCUGUUGACGAUCCCACCUUGAGGGAGAAGCGGUUGCAGCUGUUUCAUCUCUUUGUGGACACUGAGCACCGUCGUCAGGGUAUAGCAAAAGCCCUGGUCAGGACUGUCCUCCAGUUUGCCCGGGACCAGGGCUACAGUGAAGUUGUCCUGGAUACCAGCACCAUACAGCGCUCUGCCAUGGCCCUCUAUGAGAGCAUGGGCUUCCAGAGGACGGGCCAGUUCUUCUUCUGCAUUUGGGCCAGGCUAGUGGCUCUUCAUUCAGUUAGUUUCAUCUAUCACCUCCCUACUGCUCAGGCAGGGGGUCUGUGAUCUCUUUCUUUGUGUAUUGGUCAGAAUAUAAUCAAUUCGGCUGUAGCAGCAAGCAAUCCCCAACCUUUCACUGCAAUGACACAAUAAAAGCUUAUUGUCCAUUCACA
Molecule: messenger RNA, 1022 nt
Organism: Saimiri boliviensis boliviensis (Bolivian squirrel monkey)
Lineage: Eukaryota; Metazoa; Chordata; Mammalia; Primates; Cebidae
Product: N-acetyltransferase 8
Molecular function (GO): N-acetyltransferase activity
Source: RefSeq, a predicted model, not a curated record